Messenger RNA from Octopus bimaculoides (California two-spot octopus), 742 nucleotides. RefSeq lists its product as uncharacterized. NCBI's taxonomy places the organism in Eukaryota, Metazoa, Mollusca, Cephalopoda, Octopoda, Octopodidae. Gene Ontology annotation, cellular component: extracellular region; lysosome. Gene Ontology annotation, molecular function: calcium ion binding. The record is from RefSeq and is a predicted model, not a curated record. Gene Ontology annotation, biological process: cell-matrix adhesion.
AAAGCAUUUUGCCCAAUGGUUCUGCUAGUUCACCACCUCACACACAAUACUAAUAUUGAUUAUCGCCCCUUACAGGGAUCUGGCGUAGUAUUCUAUGACUACAGUGGUGGAAUUUACUCAGCUUUCACCAACCUUACUGUAGAUGCAGCACACAAGAUUUUCUCCCUGACCAGCACUCAUGUCGACUUGAACAAGGGUAUCGUUUACAUUAUGACUGGCGGAACUUGCUACAAAACACCAGUGGACAAAAGCUGGAUCAGCCAAGAGGAUUUGCCACACUGCAUUCCAAAGUCUGCCAAGAAAGUAGCCCAGUUUUCAGUUGGAGGGCCACGUGAGGAUAUUGAGAUGACCACCUACAUGCAGAGUGUAAAAAUAGGUUUCCGUGAGGUGACCGUUACCAAACACUACUGCUAUCCCCUGCAAGAGAUCUUCUACACCCAGACAAAGAGCCAACAGGGACACAACCAGAGAACAGCAACAAUGAGCCAGUUAGCCAACCUUGAAGAAUUUGUUGAGGACCCAAGCGUCUUUGAAAUCCCUUCGAUAUGUUUCAAAUCUUCUUACAAUAAGCCACCACCCGCCGUCCGAGCAAGACUGCACUCUUUGGGAUUCAUGACUCCUUACGUGCUCUAAGAAACAUGGUUUUUAAGAACCUUGGUAAUAACAAUCAUAAUAAUAAUAUUGAUAAUAAUAUUGUUUAUUAUAAUGAUAUAAUAAAGUCUCAGACAAUUUAACAUAAUAA